UCACUAUCAGUAACAUCACAGCUACUGGGAUCUUUUAAUGUGUACCAUGAUUACAAAAAUUAGCUUUUUUGCUGGCUUAUUGCUGUGUUACAUUUCUGAAAUUGACACCACAGAUAUUUUAAAUGGAUUGAAGCUAUCGAAGUAUUCCAUCGUAAAUCCCCAGGUGGUUCAUAGAAUAACAAGAAGCAUCAACAGACCAGAGUCAGAGCAGAGUUUCCAUGGAGGUGAAACUGUUUCAUAUGCACUGACUAUAAACAAGAAACACAUCCUUCAUCUCAAAAGGAACAGGGACUUCUUAUCUCCAGACUUUGUCCAACAUCUUCACAAAAGAACACAUCCAAAACAUAAUCACUGCUAUUACCAUGGAGAGGUGGAAGGUUACCAGGACUCUGUGGUAGCACUCAGCACCUGCUCUGGACUCAGGGGUGUGAUCCUUCUCGGCACUGACACCUACGGGCUUGAGCCAGUGCCAUAUUCGGCAACCAGCGACCACAUUUUGUACCUGCUGAAGGAUGUUCAGUCAGAGCCAACCACCUGUGGGGUCGUGGAUGAGGCCACAUCAACGCCCAGACCGUCACACUUUGAACCUGUCCUGUCAAUGACAUCACUGCUGCGGAAAAAGCGCACUUUACCUGAAACCAGUUAUGUGGAGUUGGUGCUUGUUGUCGAUAAUCUCAGGUAUAACUUCAAGAAACAAAAUGAAACAGCGGUACGAGAGGAAAUGGUUGAGUUGGCUAAUAUACUGGAUGGGUAUUUCAAGCCGCUGAAUAUCCGUGUGGUGCUUGUGGGUGUGGAGAUUUUUAAAACGGAGAACCCCUUUAAUGUGGAAGGAUCUGCUGGAGAUGCGUUAGGGGGCUUUGUGAAGUGGAGACAGGACACACUGUUACCAAAUAUCAGGAAUGACAACGCUCAGCUGGUUAUCGGUCGGCCGCACCCUUAUGGAGCUGUGGUGGGUUUGGCUUUUGUGAGCACCAUCUGUUCUGCGGCCCAUUCAGGGGCAAUCAACGUGUUCAGUGGCAACAAUCUGGUCUAUUUCUCCACUGUGGUGGCCCAUGAGAUGGGUCAUAACCUGGGUAUGAAACACGACGGUUCAAACUGUGUCUGUGGAACAUCAAAAGGCUGCAUCAUGUCACACGGCACAAGUUUCAGCGACUGCAGUGAAAGAGACUUUGAGAACCUGAUCCUCCGUGGAGGAGGCCUGUGCCUGAAAAACCAGCCCUCCCUGUCGGAUGUGGUCAGUAUUCCUAAAUGUGGCAAUGGGCUCCUGGAGAAAGGAGAAGAGUGUGACUGUGGCACUCCAGAGGAAUGCAAAAACGACUGCUGUGAUGCUGCCACCUGUAAAUUAACCAAUGGCGCCACCUGUGCUCACGGAAGCUGCUGCAGCAACUGUCGGAUCAAAGUUCCUGGAACACCAUGCAGAAGCUCUUUCAACACCUGUGACCUCCCUGAAUUCUGUGACGGUAUGAGCUCGUUCUGUCCCGACGACUUCUACAUGAUGGACGGCCUGAGUUGUGAGAACAACGCUGCGUACUGCUACGAGGGCCGAUGUCAGACCUACGACUACCAGUGUAGACAUCUGUUUGCACCAGAUCCAGCAAUAAAGGCAGCAGAUAUUUGUUUUAAGACUGCAAACGUUCGAGGAAAUAGAUUUGGAAACUGUGGACGUAGUGGGGGAACAUUCCACGCAUGUAGUCCAGAUAAAGCUAUGUGUGGAAAGUUGCAGUGUACUAAUGUGGACGCCAACAACCCCCCGAGCGGUGCUCAAGUCACCACUGAAAUAAUACAGGGGUCAACUUGUGUGAAUGCAGACUUCCACUUGGGUACAGAUGUGCUGGAUCCUGCCUACGUUAACCCUGGGAGCCCGUGUGCUGAGGGAAAGACCUGCCUGGACUUUGCAUGUGUGAACGCCUCUGCUCUGCUGCGAAAUCUGAACUGUAACGCUCAGACCACCUGCCACGGUCGGGGGGUAUGUAAUAACAAAGGCCACUGCCACUGUCAGAACGGGUGGGGCCCCCCGUUCUGUAACACGCCGGGGUUUGGAGGGAGCAUCGACAGCGGUCCAGCUCAGACUGAUGACUCCCUUAAGAAUGGUUUGUUGAUCUUUUUUCUCUUGGUGGUUCCAAUUUUGGUUCUUGUCACUUUGGUGCUGCUCUACUUCUUCAAGAGGGAAGCCCUGGACCCCUGCCUUAAAAUGAGAGAUUUCAAAUUGCGUCAACCUCAAAAUGAGCAACCAAACAGCAAUGUUCAGGCCAAGAUCAGAAUCUACCAACAACCACAAGCUUCUCCUCCCAGGCCUCCACUUCCAUCAGAGACCAAACCUCCAUUAUCUGGUUUCAGGUACGCAGUAAUGAAUUUCAGGAAUGAAGACCCAAGUGCGGCCACUUCAAACCCUCGAGUUCCCAAGAAAGGUCCUGUCGUGCCCAAACCAAAACCUCCCAAAAAAACUACCACAGUGAACUUUUAAGAAGUAUAUUGAAUUGUAUUAUUUGUAUUUUAAACACUGUACUUGCCAGUACAUCAAGUCUGAUAAUAUAGCUGCAGAUGAUGCUGGUAGAGUUUGAGGGGUUUUUUUUUUCUGAAAUGUAUUUUCAU
This is a messenger RNA of Thalassophryne amazonica, 2592 nucleotides long. Its product is annotated as disintegrin and metalloproteinase domain-containing protein 9-like. The record is from RefSeq and is a predicted model, not a curated record. Gene Ontology annotation, cellular component: plasma membrane. NCBI's taxonomy places the organism in Eukaryota, Metazoa, Chordata, Actinopteri, Batrachoidiformes, Batrachoididae. Gene Ontology annotation, biological process: proteolysis. Gene Ontology annotation, molecular function: metalloendopeptidase activity.